GAAGCUCGGAGGAGGAGUAGACUGCUUCUCGCGCUCUGCAGCUUCCAAAGCCAGACCCUCAUACAUCAGUUGCGCCUUCAACACAUACUAUGGGCGAGAUAGCCGAGGACCACUACCGUUGGAAAGUAACUUAACAUGAAAACACCAGUUUUCUGAAGGACGGCUUCAAUGAUACAGUAGAUGUAUUGAACAGGCUACGUGCGCUUAUAGUAACCCAAAAUGAACGCAGAGUAUAAGAAGCCACUUGUGGCUCCCAAGCCACAGCUUUUGAGCCAGGCCAACUUCAAUCUGUCUUCCUCCCUCAUGUCCAGACCUUGUUUCUCAACCAGAGGUCCCAAACCUCCUAUUGCUCCCAAACCUAAAGUCCCACAGAGACUGAAGGAAACAAACACCAUAUUCUGUAACCAUGCCCAAGAUAAGUGCAUUAAUGGGACAGACAAGGAUUUGGACCAUGAAACAGACCUGGAGGACUGCCUGAGUGGAGGGGAGGCCCAAGGGUCAGAGGGGGAGGGUUUAGAUGAGGAUGAGGACAGACCAGUAGAAGCUCAGUUUGACUACCACAAUUUCAGUUCAGGAAUCAAACAAUUAGAGAAUGGAUCUGAGGAACAAGAGGACAAGGCAAAGGAGAUGGCAAUCAUGGAAGAGAUGAUGCAGGAAGAGGAAGACUGGAGGAUAACAGACAGAACUCAAACAGUGCUCAGUGAUGCUGGAUUCACCAUUGACUCAAUGGAUGGGGUGAAUAUGAUUGACUCAGACCUGACUGAUGACAUUGAUGCUGAGGGCUGUGAUGCAGGCGAGGCUCUGGCUGACACAGAUGGCCUCUCAGUGGGAGACUUCUCUGUCACUAGCAUUGAGGAGGAUGAGGAAGCCUGCUGCCUCUGCAGAACUGUGUCUGGGAGAGAGGACAGAGAAAUUAAGGAGGAUAGGGAAGAUAAUAUCCAGGGAAAGGCAGAAGCUGUCAGUAUUACAACAUAUGCAGUCACAGAUUCUCUUGAAGAGGAACCUUUCGUUGUUUCUACAAAGGAAAACUGUUUUCACAUUACCCAUCAUGCGUCAUCUUCCAGAGUUAAUGAGGAGAGAGUGGUGGAAUGUUCACAUAUUCUUGACAUUCCUCCAAAUGUCCGAGAGAUGGAGGGUGGCUAUGACGAAAGGGAUCUAGGCUCUACUGUUGCUCAAGAGAAGACUGAAAUGACCCUGUCUGAUGGUUAUGGGAGCACCAAGGACAAGGCUCACUGGAUUCAAACAUUCUCUGUGAUUAAACAACCCGUGACAGUUCCACAGAGUUUCUCUGAAAGGGAGUGCCAAGACUAUGAGGAUGGAGAUGAAAACAACCUUUUAGACAAACAGGAGGAACCUGAUGCUUUUGAGGUUCGCCAGACCCUUGAGCCCCACUACAUCUACUCUGAAGACAUUAUUUAUGAAGAACAGAGCUGGACAGAUGAAAAAGGUCAUAGAUCAUCACAGCAUGAAGCCAUAUCACAGAAAUCUUCCUCAGUCAGCGAUAGUAGGUCACCACUGAGUGAGUAUGCAGCCAUAGACAAUUACUCUUUGGAUGAGGACAUUGGGCAGAUCGAGUGUGUAUCCUCUGAGGAUUACGUGGAGAUUGGGGAUGAUGAUGAUGAUGAUGGUGAUGAUGGCAAAAACAACAGAGGUCAGAGCAUCACAGGUCCAUGUCAGAAAACCACAUCCAUGGAAAGUGAGGAGCUCAGAGCCCAGAUCGCUGAUGGUUUGUUAAAUCCCAAUAACAGACGGUUCAGACUGGUGUCUAUCUCAGUACCAGCAGACACAGACUCUUCUUUGGCCUCCUCCUUCUCAGACAGCCAGCUGCUCUCUCUUGACUGCUCAGAAGUGUUCAGGAAUGAGGAGGACCUGGAGGGCCAUAUUGUACCUUACCUGGAUGAGACCACAGACACAGAACAGGACCUCAGUGAUGAGCAUGUCUAUGAAGAAGCAGGGCUGGAUUCAGAAGGGGAGAACUUCCUCCCCUUUGACAGGAAGUCCAUGGUGAUGCGGUCCCGCUCACUGUCAGGGAAAGUACCCGGUUGUGUACCUGAAACAGUUCCUGAGGAGGCGGGUUCAGAAUGUCCCCUUCAGAAGUACUUCAUGGUGGGAUAUGAACGGACAGAACCUCUGCUGAGCAGCAGUCCAAUGUUAGGCACAGCCCGGGCUAAGAUCUCCUCCAAACCUCAAAAUGUUGUUCUAUAUCCCCGUUCCUUCUCCAUGGAGGGACGGGACAUGCCUCUGUGUGUGUACAGGGAGGGUGAGAAUUUCCUGAAGGAGAGUGGCCACAUGAAGAGGGGGGAGGACAGUCUGUCCCUGCCGUGUGUUAUAGGGUCUUCUGGGAGCUUUUCCCAGAUCUCCUCCCUGCCCUCCAGCAGCCUCUCCACACCUACAUCUGUGGUGGACAUCCCUCCACCCUUCCAGCUGGCCCACAUCAGUAAGAAGCCCAUCACCAAGAGCUCCCCCUCCCUCUUCAUUGAAGGUGACUUCCCUGACCGAAACAAGAAGAAGAAAUCCUCCUUCAAACGCUUCCUGAUGCUCAAGUUCAGACGGAAAACAGAGAGUAAGCCCCUCGUGGAUGCAAAUCAGUCUUCCAGGUUCUCUUCAGAGCCCGGCAACCACUCCUCAGGUCGGGUCCUUGAUUUAGACAGGCGGAGCACAGGCAGCUCCCCGCAGCUCAAGUCCCGGUGUGUCAACAAAACCCAGCGCUCUCCGGACUCCCCUUCCACAUUUCUCUUCUACAAAGACGGAAGGAGAAAAGGAGGGUCUGUCGCAUUCGCCAAUCGUAAUGUGGCACGGGUGGAGUCAUUCGAGGACCGCUCGCGGGCCCCCUUUACACCCCUACCUCUGACCAAGCCACGCUCCAUCUCCUUCCCCAAUGUCGACACAUCUGAGUAUGAGAACAUUCCUGCCAUUAGCUCAGAUUAUGAGAAUAUCCAAAUCCCGUCCUGGAAGCCGAUGAGACUGGGGACCUUUGCAGAGUUCUUUGAGCAUCCACGCCGGGUGUUGUCCUCCUCCAAUGAAACAGAUGGAUAUGUGGACAUGAGUAGUCUCCCUGGGUUUGAACACAAAGCUCAGUCAACUGAGCAGGACACUGAAAGUGCCUACACAGAAGCCUACAAUGUGUGCUCCAUAGUGGUAGGCCCACCCAGUGUGUCUGAGGGGGAGGUGGGGGGACUAACAGCCGAUGAAGAAGACGCAGGGCGAACCUCUGAGGACGAAGAGGGAGUCGAGAGUAGUUAUGAUCGACAGACAGAUGGGCGAUCCAGAGCGUUUUACGUUGCCAAGGAGCUGGUCGACACAGAAAGAUUACACGUGAAAGCGCUUAAACUUCUCCAAGAGGACUUCAGGGAGGCAGUGGGGGCAGCUGUGGGAGAGGAGGGGGAGCCUGUGUUGGAGGAUGAGAUGCUGAGGGAGAUUCUUAAUGAGCUGCCUGAUGUUUACACCUUCCACCGCAGACUGCUUACUGAGCUGGAGAACCGCAUCCGUCAGUGGGAAGAGAGCCAGAGGAUUGCAGACGUUAUCCUGUCCAGGAAGUCAGAGUUUGUUGUCUUCACAACCUAUAUUGGUCACUAUGACCGCAGCAUGAGCUUACUUGUGGAGAGCUGUCAUGGCUCACCAGCCUUUGCCAACAUCGUCCACCAAUUUGAGCAGAGUCCGGUUGGUGUGAAUGUCUCUCUCAAACAUCAACUGCUGCAAGUCAUAGUUCGGGUAGCCCAGUACCGCAUGCUCCUCACAGAUUAUCUGAACAACCUGUCCCCGGACUCCAAAGAAUAUGAAGACACACAAGCUGCUAUAGUGAUAGUGUCAGAUAUCGCCGAUCAAGCUAAUGACAGUUUGAUACAUGGGGAGAACCUGUUGCGUCUAGUCAAUAUCGAGUACAGUGUCCGGGGCCAGAAGGAUUUACUUCAGCCGGGCAGGGUGUUUGUGAAGGAGGGCACCCUGAUGAAGGUUAGCAAGAAAUGCAGACAGCCUCGACACUUGUUUCUGAUGAAUGAUGUGCUGUUGUACACAUACCCCCAGCAGGAUGGCAAAUACAGACUGAAGAACACUCUCCUUCUCACUGGUGUAAAGGUCAGUAAGCCUAUCAUAGAACAUGUGCAGAACUCUCUGAGGAUUGAAGGAGCAGACAUCUCCAUCACCUUGUCAGCAAGCUCCAGCAGUGAGAGAGAGGACUGGUUCCACACACUUAGCCGUACAGUGGCUGACCUCCAUCCCAGAGGACCGUCUUCAUUAAGCUGUUCAGGAGAGUCCAGAGAGCGUGUGUGGCUGUCUCUAGGAGAGAAGGCUCCUACACUCGUGCCUGUUUCUCAUGUGAUGAUGUGUAUGAACUGCACCUCGGACUUCAGCAUCACUCUACGCCGACACCACUGCCAUGCCUGCGGGAGGAUAGUGUGCCGGAGCUGCUCCAGAAACCGCUACCCUCUGAAGUACCUGAAGGACCGCAUGGCUAAAGUGUGUGACCACUGUUACAGCGAACUCAAGAAGAGAGGGGGAGAUGUGUGUGGCCCGACAGGUCAUGACAGUCCUCGCCCCAACCGCUCCAGUCGGCCCCUUUCUACUGUCUUCCAGAACAUUCACCCUCCAAGCCUUUGGAAGAACCGCAAAGGCACUGCCUCUCUGUCCCAGGUUCAUGUGUCUGAACAGGGCUCCGUCAGCGGCAGUUUGCAGCGCAGUAAGAGAAGCAAGAGGAACUGGAAAAGACUGUGGUUCCUUCUCAAAGACAAGGUGCUUUACACCUACCAGGGUCAUGAGGAAAAGGUAGCGUCUGAGAGCUUGCCUUUGCUAGGCUUCACAGUGAAGCAGCCUGAAGAAGGGGAGCAGCAAGCCAACGUCUUCCAUCUGUACCACAAAAAAACUCUGUACUACACCUUUAAGGCAGAGGACAACCACACGGCCCAGAAGUGGGUGAAUGCUAUGGAGGAAGCUACAGUUUUAUAACAUCGGCCUUUAUGGGUGUUUUAACAUGGACCAGCAUGACUGACCUCACCUCACAGACUCAACCCGAGUACCUGUCUGUUGCCCAAAAAAUGCCUGAAUGUAAAACAAAAAGGGAAGAAGAAAAUGAAAUGGCCUGAAUUGCCUUUGAUGCUGGUGUUUCAACCGUUGUAACAGGAGAUAAGACAAAGCGUCCUUAUUUUUAGAUAGGUGGCGCUCCAUCUAAUAUCCGAUGUCCUGCAGUAGCAGGUGUGUUGCUGAGGACCAGGAGAGCUGGGAGCCCAGAUAUGUACCCAUCCGGAAAAUUCCAUCAUGUAAUCUUGUAACUGGAAAAAAAAGAUUUUAACCUGAGUUUGAGAAUUGGAUGAACCUGCUGUUUUGUUCAAAUAAAAGAACUUUUUAAAUUACAUUUUAAAUUACAUUUUAUAUACACUUUAUUUAUAAACCCAGAUAUUAUGAACAUGACUAAACUGAAUGUGUUUACCAAAUGCCAAUUGCAAUGUAGUGUUUUAUGUGAUGUUGCCAAAAGUGAAGGAGGGAGCGAGCCUGUGCGUAGCCGUGUCACAGUGCAUGUUUUAUAAUGGCCAAGUCUUGAAGAAGAGCACAGCAAUACAAAAAUAGAACACUGUAACAAAUGAACGACCUGUUUCUUGUUCUUUCACACAACAUGUUCCCUCUGUAAAACUAACCAGCUGAGCAUGGAGUACCUUAACACCAGAACUGCAGUCCUGCCCCAAGUAUAAAAUGAUGUUGCAUUUAAAGCAUAUGUUUUUUACAUUGUAACUUUCUCAUGUACUGUAUUUUCUUAUAUGGCCUUGCAGCAAUGUGCAAAUGUGCAUACGUACAUGUGCAUAUUUUGAUAGACAACAUUAUUUUGCUUUCUUUGCACUGAUGAAAAAAAACAAAAUACCUGAAAAAAGAAGUGUUUUCUUUUUUUGACUUUGUUGCCAAAAGUCUAUUGCCUUCAAGUUUGUCUCCAUUGUUCUGAAUGUGUUCUUAGAAGUAGCAAAGAAUUGGCCAGAAAGACAAAAUCAUACCGCUGCUACUUCCUAAAUAUAACAAAUGUAAAACAUUACAAUUUAAGAUCAAACUCCAUUGAUUGAAGUAUACCCACUCCAGUUAGCACUGCACCUCUGAUGUGGACUGCUAGGACUCCUAAUACUGGCUUUAUAUGGAGAGUAGCCAUCCUAGUGUUUGUUAUGUAAAAUCUAUUCUCAGUCAUGAUCUCCAAAAUGGACUUUAUCCUCAAGGAGUUUUUUUUAUUUCAAACUGGAGUAAAAUGUGUGGGAAGUUCUCUUUGUUUCACUGUUGUUUUAUGAAGUUCCCCUCUAUGUCCUCUAGAUGGCGUGCAGAAUGAAGGUUGAGGACAUUCAAGUUCUUGUUGACUGCCUUUUGACUCUGACUUCAACAAGUACAGCAACAGUACAAAAACACAUGUAUAUAUAAAUACUAGGUGUAAGGACCCAGAACGCUAUCUAAAUCCCUACCCUCUGUUUUCACAGUGAACCGAGUUACUAAUAAAAGAAAGUGAAACGUU
Messenger RNA from Osmerus eperlanus (European smelt), 6475 nucleotides. RefSeq names its product FYVE, RhoGEF and PH domain-containing protein 5-like. Gene Ontology annotation, molecular function: metal ion binding; guanyl-nucleotide exchange factor activity. The transcript is spliced from 21 exons. Lineage: Eukaryota; Metazoa; Chordata; Actinopteri; Osmeriformes; Osmeridae. Gene Ontology annotation, cellular component: cytoplasm. The record is from RefSeq and is a predicted model, not a curated record. Bases 220 to 4941 code for a protein of 1573 amino acids.